ACAACAAAAAGGGCUGGGCGCUUGGCCCCCAAGCUUCCGGACGGGGGAGAAAAAUCAGUCCAGCAGCUGAAAGUUCUCUCUACAGUGACCUGGGUCCUGUGAAUCCUAGUUCCCUCAGACCCUGAGGAAUAAAGACUUCCAGAAUCUCACACUGGGUGCUGGAAGUUUCGUGGGAGAAAAGAUUGCAGCAGAAGAAAUGGCGGCUCUGCAAAAAUUGCCACAAUGUGGAAGGCUUACCCUGCUCUGCUUUCUUGUGGCUGUCUUGUGGGAAGUCGGAGCUGGGCAGAUGCACUAUUCUGUGCCAGAAGAGACCGACAAAGGCGCCUUUGUGGGUGACAUCGCCAAGGACUUGGGGCUGGAGCCCCUGGCACUGGCAGAGCGUGGAGUCCGCAUCGUCUCCAGAGGUAGGACACAGCUUUUUGCUCUGAACCCGCGAAGUGGCAGUUUGGUCACCAAGGACAGGAUAGACCGAGAGGAGCUCUGUGCUCAGAGUGUGCAGUGCCUGGUGAAUUUUAACAUACUCCUGGAAGACAAAUUAAAUAUUUACUCAGUAGAAGUGGAAAUAACAGAUAUUAAUGAUAAUGCCCCUCGCUUUGGAGUAGAGGAACUAGAGCUAAAAAUAAGUGAAACGACCGCCCCGGGAUUCCGAAUUCCCCUAAAGAGUGCGCAUGAUGCAGACGUAGGAGAAAACACACUUCAGAAGUACGAACUGAACCCAAAUGACCACUUCUCCCUGGAUGUGCGAAGCGGAGUGGAUGGGAACAAGCACCCUGAGUUGGUGCUGGAGCUUGCCCUGGACCGAGAGGAGAAGGCCAUUCACCACCUUGUCCUUGUGGCUUUGGAUGGGGGCAGCCCAGUCCGAUCGGGCACCUCCCGCAUCCGCGUGACCGUCCUAGAUGUGAAUGACAAUGCGCCUGUAUUUACACAGCCCGAGUACCGUGUAAGUGUUCCUGAGAAUAUUCCCGUGGGCACUCGGAUACUCACAGUGACUGCCACUGACACAGAUGAGGGAUACAAUGCCCAAGUGGCAUAUUAUCAAGAGAAAAAUCCAGGAGAAACCUCACAGGUAUUUGAGCUUGAGUCAACGUCUGGAGAGAUAACAAUCACAAAGAGUCUAGAUUUUGAGGAUGCCAAAGUCCAUGAAAUUGAUAUUGAAGCUCAGGAUGGUCCAGGCCUUCUGACCAGGACAAAGGUUAUUGUGACAGUUCUGGAUGUGAAUGACAAUGCCCCAGAAUUUUACAUGACAUCUGUUACUAGCUCAAUUCCUGAAGACUCACCCCCAGGAACCAUAAUUGCACUUUUCAAUGUACAUGACAGAGACUCUGGGAUGAAUGCAUUUAUCACAUGUUCACUCCCUGAGAACCUUCCUUUCAAGUUAGAAAGAUCAGUGGACAAUUACCACCGACUGGUUACAACCAGAGCCCUUGACAGGGAACAGUUUUCCUUUUACAACAUCACUGUGACUGCUAAAGAUGGAGGGAAACCAUCUCUGUCCUCGGAUGCUUACAUUUUGCUGCAGGUGGCAGACAUCAAUGACAACCCACCCACCUUCCCUCACCUGUCCUACUCUGCCUAUAUUCCUGAAAACAAUCCCAGAGGUGCCUCUAUCAUUUCUGUGUCGGCUCAUGACCCUGACAGUGAUGACAAUGCCCAUGUAACUUAUUCUUUGACCGAAGACACUCUUGAGGGUACUCCCCUCUCCUCUUACAUCUCCAUCAACUCUGACACCGGCAUCGUGUAUGCGUUGCGCUCCUUUGACUAUGAGCAGUUCCAGGAUUUGCAACUGUGGUUGACUGCAUGUGAUAAUGGGAACCCACCCCUCAGCAGCAACGUGUCAUUGAACAUAUUCGUGCUGGACCAGAACGACAAUGUCCCCGAAAUCCUGUACCCGGCCCUCCCCACUGACGGUUCCACAGGCGUGGAGCUGGCGCCCCGAUCCGCAGAGCCCGGCUACCUGGUCACCAAAGUGGUGGCGGUGGACAGAGACUCUGGCCAGAACGCCUGGCUUUCCUACCGCCUGCUCAAGGCCAGCGAGCCAGGGCUCUUCGCGGUGGGGCUGCACACGGGCGAGGUGCGCACAGCGCGGGCCCUGCUGGACAGAGACGCGCUCAAGCAGAGCCUGGUGGUGGCGGUGCAGGAUCACGGGCAGCCCCCUCUGUCGGCCACCGUCACGCUCACCGUGGCCGUGGCCGACAGCAUCCCCGACGUCCUGGCGGACCUGGGCAGCAUCGGGACCCCCGCCGACCCAGACGAUGCGGACCUCACGCUCUAUCUGGUGGUGGCGGUGGCGGCCGUCUCCUGCGUCUUCCUCGCCUUCGUCAUCGUGCUGCUGGCGCUCAGGCUGAGGCGCUGGCACGCGUCGCGCGUGCUCCAGGCUUCAGGAGGCGGGCUGGUGGGCGUGCCGGCCUCGCACUUCGUGGGCGUGGACGGGGUGCGGGCUUUCCUGCAGACCUACUCGCAGGAGGUGUCCCUCACCGCGGACUCGCGCAAGAGUCACCUGAUCUUCCCCCAGCCCAACUAUGCGGACACGCUCAUCAGUCAGGAGAGCUGUGAGAAAAAGGAUUUUCUAUCAGCAUCUCAGGCUUUACUUGAAGAUAAAGGAGAAGAAACAGUUCCCCAGGUAAAUUCCCUUCACAAUAUACUUACAAGCUAUUGCUAAAAUAAACAUGUAUUUAUUUACUUAGCUGCCUCCUUUGUUUACCACAUCUUUUCUAUUUUUCAUAUUUCCUUGUGAAUAUAUCAGUUCUUAUGAAAUUAGUCUUGGCGAAUUAUAUCUCAAUAGCUCUAAGUGUUCACUAAGGGGAAGGGGGGUUAGAAUCAUUUAUCAUGAAUAUAAAUCAGGAGUUAGUAUCAGGUUAAUAUUAUAUUUAGGUUAUCAAAGAGCAUUCCAUUAAGAACUGGUAUAUCUGGUUUUUCAUACUUUCUUUCCCAUCCCUGGACAAAUCAUCUCAUCUAUCUGGGUCAAUAAUUCUUUCUCUCUUAAAAAUAUGGAGGUUGAGGGGCCCCUGGCUGGCUCAGUUGGUGAACCAUGUGAGUCUUGAUGUGGUGGUCAUUAGUUUGAGCCCUAUGUUGGCGGUAGAGUUUACUUUUAAAAAAAUAAAAUAAAAACAUAAUUUUUAAAAAUGAAAGUUGAAUUUUAUGUUUAUGCAAGUGUAUUAAAAGUCAUGGGUUUUGUUUUAUAUUUUGAUCUAUGAGUAAUGAAAUGCUGUAGUUUCUUCACACUGAAUUUUAAUAAUUUUCCUUCAGUUUGGCACUGAGGUUCUUCAUUUUAUUUG
Molecule: messenger RNA, 3275 nt
Organism: Neogale vison (American mink)
Lineage: Eukaryota; Metazoa; Chordata; Mammalia; Carnivora; Mustelidae
Product: protocadherin gamma-A2-like
Exons: 1
Coding region: 197-2659 (820 amino acids)
Biological process (GO): homophilic cell-cell adhesion
Cellular component (GO): plasma membrane
Molecular function (GO): calcium ion binding
Source: RefSeq, a predicted model, not a curated record